CCUUACUAUUGUUUUAACAUAUCAGCAGGACUAUUGUGAAGGGCAUGUUAUGCUUCCAAUAAGGACCGGCUUUCUUCCUGUAUCCCUCCACCCGCAUUGGCGGUGUGCGACGAAGAGGUUUAUUGAAUAGGGCAUGACGGGACCCAUUCACUCGAAAGCUGCCAGCCAGAUUUGGCCAGCUAGUUGUAUAUCAUGAAGCUUCCUGUCUUAUCUCUACGAAGUUCCUCAACACCCAUUUCUUGUCUUCGAGCCAUACUCGAAGCUUCCAGUUUCUGAUCACCUUUGCUACUACUAAAGACUCACAUCCAUCUUCCGAAUCCAUAUCUCUCUCAUCUGUCGUGCGUGUUAUUAUUCAUCAACCAUGGGUCACAAUCAGACAGCUUCAGUCCCCCUCAAGACUCCCCAGCCAGUCGAGAAGAAAGAUUCGACACCCAAGCCUGUCAUCCGCAUGCCAAUCCGAAAAUCAGGAGUGCAGAUCACCUACCCAGGCCAACUCCCCCCGAAUGCACCGAAAGGAGCAAUCGUAGCACCAAGACUGCCACCCCUAUUUGCGAUCAGAGCUUCGCAUAUCCCAACAACUCAAGCAAUAGAACCCCAUACCAAUGCCCAAGAUGCUCUAGAAAUUCUGGAGCGCAUCCAAAACACACCCCUGAAAGACCUUACCAUGCGAGACCGCCACGACCUCGUCCGAGGCCCCAAGGUCUCCAUCUGUCUUCGCACGCAGGGCAAAGUCUACAUCAUGCGCAACAUCCCGCGCGCCAUGCUGAUGUAUUUCUCCGAGCUUGCCCGCGAAAGACUGCGGUGCCCCGCCAUCAUAUCUCUAGACAUCGAGGGUGGCGAGACCGGUGUGCUGGGCAAGUUAAUCGAGUACUUUGAUCGCACAUGCCGGACGAAGAGUGCUUUCAACAUGCCUUUGCCAGAGAAGCUCGCGGAUGGUAUCAAGCUGUGGGUCAUGGCGGGCAGGAUCAAAGCGCAUGAGACCGAUGGUAUGCUCAAGAGAUCGAUAUACGCGCGGCUCGCAGCCUUUGCAUUCGACAUGGAGGAUGUUGCGGCUAUUGACAAGCAGUCAAGGUGUCAGGUAUUGUUCAACCAUGCCAUGCACAAAGUCGCGCAUCUGGUGCACCAGAAUGAAGGAUUUCCCGUACUACAGCAAGCUGCCUUUUUGAAGUUCCUGGAGAUGCAUCCGCGGGUCCGGCUUGCCAUUUUCGAGAUCAACGAGCACAAGAAGCCGGCCAAGCUGGACAGGCUGGUGUGGUGGAAGCGAGACCAUAGUGCAUGUCCGAAAGGAUGUGAGCAUAGCAAAACGCCGGAGUCUGAACUAUUGCAAAGUGGUGGAAAUCAAGUCCGGCUGGCCAACAACAACAACAACAACAACAACAACAACAACAACAACAACAACAACAACAACAACAACAACAACAACAACAACAACAACAACAACAACAACAACAACAGCAAUGCGAAGUCCAAAACGGCGCCUCAAAUCAAGUCCACACUUGCCCCUCCGGCUUCUCCACAGACCAUGACAGCGAAGACAAUCACUUUCGGUAGCUUGGUGACUGUCAGACUCCCACCUGCCACCAAAACUCGAGUUCAACCCCCAGUGACGCCUUUGUCACCGUUCCCUGACUUCGCUGCUGUCGACCAAAACAAGCUCAUAAUACCGGAUCAUGGUAUUGAUAAUAGUGACAAUAGUGACAGUAGUGAAAGCUCGGGCUGGGUGAAAGUAUCGGGGAAGGGAAUGUCCUGGGCAGAUAUCGUCGAGGGCGAUAUAUGAAGACCGUGACGGAAGGAAGGGAGAGAGUGAGAGAGAUAAGAUGACGAUCGUUGAACAAUUGUCGAUGUUAUACCGCAAGGACGCAAUAUAAUUGGACGGCAGGUCCGGCAGUUGAAAUCCUUUGCCAAGACCACCAACCGGCACUUUUCUUGGACGUUUUGUUAGGAUUUCGGGACUUUGAGAUUCUGAAUUGAGGCUUCACGACAGGCGAGGCGUAAACCAUUAGUCAGACUUCC
Molecule: messenger RNA, 2013 nt
Organism: Pseudovirgaria hyperparasitica
Lineage: Eukaryota; Fungi; Ascomycota; Dothideomycetes; Acrospermales; Acrospermaceae
Exons: 2
Coding region: 362-1777 (471 amino acids)
Source: RefSeq, a predicted model, not a curated record